Molecule: messenger RNA, 465 nt
Organism: Penicillium olsonii
Lineage: Eukaryota; Fungi; Ascomycota; Eurotiomycetes; Eurotiales; Aspergillaceae
Source: the annotation of a GenBank genome assembly
AUGCCUUUCACUGCCUCCGACGUCUGCAAGAUCAUCUUCGCCAUCAUCCUCCCCCCUCUGGGUGUCUUCCUGGAGCGCGGAUGUGGCGCUGACCUGCUGAUCAACAUCUGUUUGACCAUCCUCGGAUGGAUCCCCGGUAUCAUCCACGCCAUGUAUGUGCCCUUGUUCUUUGCUCCCGGAGCGGCCGCUGACCAGAUCGACCAGCUAUAUCAUCUUCAAAUACUAGAGAUACCAUACGCGCGAAUUCGCGAUCGCCGACCCCUGGAAAGCGAUGCCGACUCCCAUUUCCACCGUGUGCACGCAAGGGGCGGUGCGAAUCGUUAUUCAGACCGGUGUCAGCAUUCCGUGGUGGUCCGGUCGAAACUAGCCUCAUGCAGCCUCCACUUGGCAUCGGGUUACCAUGAUGUCCAUAAUUCCCUAAUCUCUCUCCGUGGUCGCAUAUGUCUUGUUUUUGAUUUGCCUUGA